AACGGAAAUCCUCUUGCAAUCGUGUAUAGAACACAUCUGCUGUUUCUCACGUUUGAGCAGUUCAAUCCACUGCUGACACACUUAUGUAAUAACCCAGAUGAAAUGCAAAAAAACAAAACAAAAGAGGGACUCACGCUACAGAAUGGAGAAACUGGAGAAUAUAGGAGUUUUAUAUACUGUACGCAUAAACGUCAAUUUAAUUCAUACUUGGUUAUUUAAAAUAUUCAAUUUACAGCCGUUGCUCCAGGUCAGGGCGAGCAGUGGUCAACAGGGAAGGAAGAGCCUCUCGGACAGUGGUCAGAAUAACAAUGUGACUCACGAAAUAUGUAAAAUUAAUGUGAACGACAGGGGAAUUAAAAUAUGUUUUAAAAGCGCAUGGCAGUAAUAAAGUCUAAAUAAAAUACAGCGUAUGAUGACACUGGCGUAAGAGAAGCACAGUUUGCUCCUUGUGUUCCAUUUUUAAACAGAACAUUUUACACGUAAAAUUAUUAAUUAAAAUAAAGUUAUUUUAUUUUAUGUUGCGAUCCUCAGGCCGACUAAAAAUAGGUUUGGUCCCUGAACUGAACAUCAUAGACCGGCCAUCCGACCUAGAACUGCGCACUGAGCGGAGCCGCGGGAGCGCGCCUGUGCUCGUGCACGGCCGUCAGUACCAGGGACAGAGCUCGGCGCGAGAUUGCUGCAAGCAGCUCACUCACCCUGAGCGUCCGAACCCAACCAACACCGCGAACUGGGGCACAGGGAGGAACGGACAGGUUACAUUUAUACAUGCAUGGCAAAGGCAUCUACAGCAUCCAGGACAAAGGCUGGAAGAUCAAGGCAAUUCCACAGACCUUUCUCAACAGUUGCCUCUAAAAGCGGAUCUAGUUCAGUAAAAUAAAAACAAGGAUACGUGAUAUUUCGGCAAAUUAAAAGAAAAAGGGGAAAGGUUUCAUACAGAUCUAUUCAUGUUCCACAUGCAGGCGAGGACAGAGCACAUUCCUUUGCAGAGCAUAUUGAAAAUGAUUUUUUCCAGUGACAGCAAAUCCCUGAGCUGAACAGGCUCACAGAGCACAGGAUAGCCAGCGCAGCCGAGGAGACAGACCGACCGACAGCUCAGAGUGACUCUCGUCGUGUCCGCAUAGUAGUUCAGUCUUUCACACGAUGCGCUUGUUUCUGUUGGCGGUUUUCUUCUCCUGCUCCUGCGCCAGGGGCGGCUGCGAACCCAAAAUGGUGAAUAUCGGGGCUGUCCUGAGCCAGAAGAGGUACGAGCAGGUCUUCAAAGACGCAGUGACUCAAGCUAAUCAACUGUACGGGAAAGAGAAGUUCAAGAUGAAUGCCAUCUCCGUCACCCACAAGCCGAACGCCAUUCAGAUGGCUCUGUCUGUAUGCGAAGACCUCAUCUCCAGCCAGGUGUAUGCUAUCCUCGUGAGCCACCCACCACAGUCUAAUGACCACCUGACUCCCACUCCAGUGUCCUAUACUGCUGGCUUCUACCGCAUCCCUGUGGUGGGACUGACCACCCGCAUGUCCAUCUACUCUGACAAGAGUAUACACCUGUCGUUCCUGCGCACGGUGCCCCCCUACUCUCACCAGGCACAUGUCUGGUUCGACAUGAUGCGGGAAUUCCGCUGGAAUCAUAUUAUCCUGAUCGUGAGCGACGACCACGAGGGCCGGGCAGCGCAGAAGAGGCUGGAGACCCUGCUGGAAGAGAAGGAGACCAAGAAUAAAAACAGGAACUAUGAAAACCUCGACCAACUGUCCUAUGACAACAAGCGAGGACCCAAGGCAGAGAAAGUCCUUCAGUUCAAUCAAGACACAAACUUAACGGCGCUGCUGCAGGAAGCCAAGGAGCUGGAGGCCCGUGUCAUCAUCCUCUCUGCUAGUGAAGAGGAUGCUGCUGCAGUGUACAAAGCAGCUCGGCACCUGAACAUGACCGGAUCCGGCUACGUGUGGCUGGUGGGAGAGAGGGAGAUGUCAGGAAAGGCUCUCAGUGAAGCCCCUGAUGGGCUGAUUGGCCUCCAGCUCAUCAACGGGAAGAAUGAGUCAGCGCACAUCAACGACGCAGUGGCUGUGGUGGCUCAGUCCAUCCUGGAGCUCUUCGAGAAGGAGAACAUCACGGAGCCACCAAGGGGCUGCGUUGGCAAUACGAACAUCUGGAAAACGGGACCACUCUUCAAACGAGUACUGAUGUCCUCCAAGUAUCCCGAUGGUCUGACGGGACGGGUGGAGUUUAACGAUGAUGGGGACCGGAAAUUUGCCCACUACAGCAUUCUGAACUACCAGAAAAGCAGGCUGGUGCAAGUGGGCAUAUACAACGGCACUCAAGUUGUGCUUAACAACCAAAGAAAGAUCAUCUGGCCAGGUGGGGAAACAGAGAAGCCACGAGGGUACCAGAUGUCAACCAGACUGAAGAUUGUUACUAUCCACCAAGAGCCCUUUGUUUAUGUGAAGCCUACAAUGCAUGACGGAACCUGCAAGGAAGAGCACACAGUCAACGGAGACUUGAUAAAAAAGGUGAUCUGCACGGGCCCCAAUGAGACCAUCCCAGGUAACAAAACAGGACGCCCCAUUGUGCCGCAGUGUUGUUAUGGGUUCUGCAUUGACCUGCUCAUCAAACUUGCCAAGACUAUGAACUUUACCUACGAGGUCCACCUGGUGGCUGAUGGGAAGUUUGGAACACAGGAGCGGGUGAACAACAGCAACAAGAAGGAGUGGAAUGGGAUGAUGGGAGAGCUCCUCAGUGGAUUAGCAGACAUGAUAGUGGCUCCUUUGACCAUCAACAAUGAACGAGCACAAUACAUUGAGUUCUCCAAGCCAUUCAAAUACCAGGGGCUGACCAUACUGGUGAAGAAGGAAAUCCCACGCAGUACUUUGGACUCCUUCAUGCAGCCCUUCCAGAGCACGUUGUGGUUGCUGGUGGGGCUGUCAGUGCAUGUAGUGGCAGUCAUGCUCUAUCUACUAGACCGAUUCAGCCCAUUUGGACGGUUCAAAGUGAACAGUGAAGAAGAGGAAGAGGAUGCUCUGACAUUGUCAUCUGCUAUGUGGUUCUCUUGGGGAGUGCUGCUGAACUCGGGCAUUGGAGAAGGGGCUCCUCGCAGUUUCUCGGCGCGCAUUCUGGGCAUGGUGUGGGCUGGCUUUGCCAUGAUCAUCGUUGCCUCCUACACUGCUAACCUGGCUGCUUUCCUGGUGUUGGACCGGCCAGAGGAGCGCAUUACUGGGAUCAAUGACCCUCGGCUGCGCAACCCUUCGGACAAGUUCAUCUACGCCACGGUGAAGCAGAGCUCGGUGGACAUCUACUUCCGCAGGCAGGUGGAGCUUAGCACCAUGUACCGUCACAUGGAGAAGCACAACUACGAGAGUGCGGCCGAGGCCAUCCAGGCUGUCAGAGACAACAAGCUGCAUGCUUUCAUCUGGGACUCGGCAGUGCUUGAGUUCGAGGCAUCGCAGAAGUGUGAUCUAGUCACAACUGGAGAGCUCUUCUUCCGCUCCGGCUUUGGCAUCGGCAUGAGGAAGGACAGCCCCUGGAAACAGAAUGUCUCCCUCGCCAUCCUCAGUUCUCAUGAAAAUGGCUUUAUGGAAGACUUGGACAAGACAUGGGUCAGAUACCAGGAGUGUGACUCGAGGAGUAAUGCCCCAGCUACACUCACCUUUGAAAACAUGGCAGGAGUCUUCAUGCUGGUGGCUGGGGGCAUUGUGGCAGGCAUAUUCUUGAUAUUUAUUGAGAUCGCGUACAAGCGCCACAAGGAUGCCCGCAGGAAGCAGAUGCAGCUGGCUUUUGCUGCAGUCAACGUGUGGAGGAAGAACCUGCAGGACAAUAAGGAGGUUCCGGGGAGGGAAGUACUGGGCCGGGCCGGGACUCCGAGAUUACCCUCUACCUCUCUAGAGAAACAGGAUGAUAGAAAAAGUGGUAGAGCAGAGCCCGACCCCAAAAAGAAAGCCUCUUUUAGGUCCAUCAGUUCCACCCUGGCCUCCAGCAUCAAGAGACGUAGGUCCUCCAAAGAUACGCAGUAUCACCCUACCGACAUCACGGGCCAGCUGAACCUCUCCGACCCCUCGGUCAGCACUGUAGUGUGAGGACGAGGCCCAGUCCAGGGGCAAGGGGAGACCAGGAAGAAGACACUUACUGCCCUCUCCAUCCCAGCACACAGUGAAUCUGCCUUGUAAUGGACUCAGUCACAGGUCAUGACACUCUGGAUGCUCAGACGAUGUAAUAAAUCAGUAACAAUCUGUAGCUUAUUAUUUUGUGAAUAUCAAAUAAUAAUUCUCACUUAAGUUUAGACUUUGUGCCUACAGCACCUAUUGUCUGUAGUGUGUCAAUAAUAAUUAUCUUUUUGGCACACUUCACUCAAAGCGCUUUACAGGUAAUUGGUACUCCCCUCCACCACCACCAAUGUGCAUCCAAAGUAAUGUUUUUGAACUGUAUGUUACUGAGAGAUUCUUGCUGAGAUCUCUCUUCUGCAUUCCAGUUGUAUUGAACAAAAUCUUCAGAAAACUAUUAACCCAAAUUCUGCAACAAGACCCAAUGGUAACCAUGAGGUCUCCUGUAGCUCUUCUGACAAACUGAGGGCAAAUGGAAACAAAAAUGGACUUUAAUUUUUAAACUGUAUAGAUUGUGUAGACUAUGAACAAAAGGAUGUGAUUUUUAGAUUUAAGGGGCUGCAUUGUUUUUGCUGCAUUGGAUUCUGUGACAUCCUUGUAUCUAGUCUUUCACUGUCCUGUGCUGCUGCCCCCCCCCGACACACACUGUGCACUGUAGGAGGGGCACACACUAGAAACAGACUACUGCAGCAUUUCUGUCUUCAUUUAGAAGCUUUUGUGAUAAUACUGUAUUUUCAAAUCUGCAAUGUAAAUAUUUAAAACUUGUAGAAAGCUGAGUAAUUAUUUAUUAUUAAUGCAACGUAAUAUUCCACUUUUAAAAGAAGCAGGAAGGAAGACAUGAAAAGGGCAGUAGCUCAGUGCACCUGGGUGGCUCUGGCGGGUGAGUUAAGAUGAACAUGCUCUGGUUGGCCAUGAACCUGACUGCUUCAGCUUCUGUAGGCCUGGAGCCUGUAAAAGGAGCAGUACUGAUGGACACAGAAUGACAGCAGACUGUCCCUUUCAAAGUCUUCCAGAUAAGAGGUGACAGACAUUCCUUGACUGGUCCUUGCUCUCCUAGGAGUCUGAGCCCAGAAGAGACGAUUCGAGCACGGUUGUGGCUAAUAUUCCAGUUUAAUCCUGAACCUUUAUUACGCUUAUGGACAGCUCUUUAAAAUUUUAAUGUGUAAGGACUGAUGCAGCUGAAAUGAUCUGUGUACUGCAGAGGCAGAAAAUAGUCCAUUUGUGUUCACUAUGAGCCUAAGGUUACUAGUGUCUGCUGAAAACAAAAUGUACAUUUGUAUGUAAACAAUGUUUCCAUUUUGAAGACAUGAUUAUAUUUGGAAUUGACUUUUUUCAUGUCUAUGUGUGAUAUACUGUAUAUGACUAAUGUUCUACAACAGGUGUCAGCCUUGCUCCUUCAUUUCUAGAUAUAUGUACACAACUGUAUAUGACUUGACAGUAAAAGGCAUUAAGUUA
Molecule: messenger RNA, 5532 nt
Organism: Lepisosteus oculatus (spotted gar)
Lineage: Eukaryota; Metazoa; Chordata; Actinopteri; Semionotiformes; Lepisosteidae
Source: RefSeq, a predicted model, not a curated record